Stereum hirsutum FP-91666 SS1 is the source of this 414-nucleotide messenger RNA. RefSeq lists its product as uncharacterized. NCBI's taxonomy places the organism in Eukaryota, Fungi, Basidiomycota, Agaricomycetes, Russulales, Stereaceae. Bases 1 to 414 code for a protein of 137 amino acids. The record is from RefSeq and is a predicted model, not a curated record. The transcript has 3 exons.
AUGCAGUUCCUUUCCACAAUUUUGUCCCUCGGCUUUGUCGCCUCUGCAUUCGCUCAGACUUUAAUCAUCUCCCCUGCGGACGGUAGUUCCGUCAGAGCCGGUCAGACAGUUAAUGUGACUGUGCAAGAGGACAUUUCCUCUGCACCCACCACCGACGUCUCAAUAGUUAUUGGCAUAUCCAAGUCUUCUGAUUCUCACACAGCAUUGGAGCAGAUUUUGUACGCUGGCACAUUUGCCCCGACAGAAAACAUACCGGGUCGGACGACAAAGUUCGAGAGCUUCAGCCUGCAGGUACCAGAGCAGUUCAGCGGAGAAGAGGUCGCGAUAGGUGCUACACGGUUCUUUUUGUCGGAGGGAGCGGCCGGAUGGUUCCCCGUUCUCCAGUCCGUCGACAUCACUCUCAAUGUCAACUAA